Messenger RNA from Caenorhabditis remanei, 1509 nucleotides. RefSeq lists its product as uncharacterized. NCBI's taxonomy places the organism in Eukaryota, Metazoa, Nematoda, Chromadorea, Rhabditida, Rhabditidae. The record is from RefSeq and is a predicted model, not a curated record. Bases 1 to 1509 code for a protein of 502 amino acids. The transcript is spliced from 7 exons.
AUGGGCGGCUCUUCUUCAAAAGAAACCGAAAGUAUUCGAGCAGAGCACAAGGAAAAACAGGAAAAAGAGAGAGUGGAACGGGAAGCUGUAGAGGAAAAGCAGAAAAAAGAAAUUGAGAAGAAGCGUCAAGAAGAGAUUGCAAAGGAAAAUGCUAAGCAGGAUGAAGAAUUGAAAAUCCAGGAAAAUAAAUUCCUGGAAAAAGUCUCACAACAAGCAAAGUCUUAUGAGGAAAUGAAGGCGGAGUGUGAAUUGAAAGUUAAAGAACUAGAGCUCGAGAUGAAGGAAACUAUGGAAAAGUUGAUUGAAGUGCAGAAGAACGAUGGGUUGGAGCAAGUCAGCGAAGAGAAGCAGAAGUUGAGGGAGGAGAAGGAGAAAUUGAUAAUGAAGAAGGAAUACAUGAUGAAUGAGCAAGCGCGUCUCACUGAAAUCCGCGAAAAGAUGAUGGUUGAACGGUCUGAAAUGGUCAAGGAGAAGGAACGUGAGGAAAUGGAGAAUAUGAAUAAGCAUCAUGAGAAUAUUCAAAAAUUGAGUGAUGAAAAGAUUGAAGUGGUGAAGGGAGGAGAGAAAGAGAUGACAAAGUUGACCAAGGAGCACAGGGAUUUCCAGGAUGCGAUAAAGAAACAGCAUGGAGAUUUGAAGGCGGUUCAGAUGCGCGACACAUUCCAGUUGCUAUCAAUUCAUAAUGGCGAGCAACAGUAUGAAGACUUCCGGCGCAACUGUAAACAACACAUCAACCGGUAUUCCACAUUCAAAAGAUAUUUUGAUGAGGAGGAGAGCUCGCUGAUCACCACUCGAGACGAUAUUGAGGAUGGUUUUAAAUUGAGUGACAUCCCACAACUUUCCGAUGCUCUCCGCGCCCUCCGUGCCUUGGAAGCUGCAAACGAAAACUUCAGCUUCGAAGGAACUGACGAUGAGGAAAAGUACAAGGCGCUCCGGUUGGAUGUGAAGAAUCUUGCAGAAGAUCUUCGCACUGUUCUCGACCUCAUCGUCUCCAGAAUCCGACGAUACAAAAACUCGAAGCCGUCCACCUCGACUCCUCCCCAGUCAUCACACCAGCGUAGAGGAUCGAAUUCUACAAUGAAUUCCGAUAUCGAGAUGAUUUAUGAUAAGGGUGUUGUAACUCCACCGCCAUCUGUGAAAAAUCUGAAAAAUCUGGAUGUGGAAACCGAGCAGGCUUCAGCUUCAACAGGAGACAACGGGAACUAUAGUAUUGUUGAAGAAUUCAAGAAAGCGAAGGAGUUGAUCAAAAAGUUGAAUGACGUGAUGCUAAAAUUCAACGCCCCGGCCUCCAACAAAUUCGAGGAAACCCUCGCUUUGCAAUUCCAGUCCUUGUCAGUUCGCCACUCUGAAAUCGUUGGUCAAAUCACAAAUGGAUUGCUGCCAAGCACUUCGGGAACCGCGCAGGGGAUCACGGAAGGUUCCUCGACUACGAAACCAGCCAUCCAGCAAGUUGAGGAGUCAGAGGAGGAGGAGUCAGAGGAGGAAGAGACGGAUGUGGAGACGGAAUGA